UAGGUUUACAGCAGAACAACAUCUUGAUGAGUAACCUUUAACUGAAGUUACAGCAUUGGGAUUUUACUCGAGUUGUCCGCUUUUGGAAUUAACAGUGAAACAAUUAGAAUUAAACCCAACCAAGCACACCCAAUUAGAAUUCUUUAGUAAACAAAUAACUAUGUGGGUAGUGAGUGAGUGAGUAAGUGAGUGAGAUUGGAAGUACCCAAUGAAGUCAGGAAUGAGGAUCGGAAUUGGGAUUCUGGUGGCGAAGGUCUUCGAUUAAGCUUCCGAGCAGAUUCUCUUCCAAACCUGAAGCCGUACCUGAUUCACAAAAUUACCAGCGGGAAUGGAAUUCCGGGAAGUGAGAGAGCAAGUAAGUAAUUACCAGCCGGAAACAGCAGAAAGCUUUCUCCAUUUUCAUGAAUAAACUUGAGGGAGAGGAGAGAAUUGGGCUAGACUUGAGGGCCCAGCCCCAAGUACUACGUCAUGUUUUUUUUUAAUAUCACAAAAUUCAGAAAGAAGAGAAGCACAGAAUGAUUGUACAAAACUAUGUUGUAUUCCAACUGCAUGAUAUAAGUGGUGUUGGGUCAUCUUCAGUCAAAACUGAGACUGAGACUAAAGAAAAUCAAUGAAGAAAAAACCAAUUUCCAAGUUAUGCCGAUCAAGUCAGUCAAUGAAGCAACUCCAUUGCUGUUUCCACGAUUAUACAUGUGUAGUUUCCAAAAUCCUUUUGCUUCAACUAUAUAUUACUUCACUUUGGUUUGGUUGCAUAUCAUCUUCAUAAUCAUGUUUUUCAGUAUAAUGAGUGGUAGGUCUAUGCAUUCUGUUUUGGUUGGGCUUGUGUGCCUGGCCACUGCCUCUGCUGUUUGUUGUUCAAGUGUUGGAAGCUCCAACAACAUCAUGUGCUUGGAGAGUGAAAGGCAUGCUCUUCUCCAGUUCAAACAAGGCCUUGUGGAUGACUCCAAUGCUCUUGCCUCUUGGAAAAGUGAGAAAGACUGCUGCAAGUGGAGAGGAAUAGAAUGCAACAACCAAACAGGUCAUGUUACCAGUCUUGAUUUCUCCUUUAAUUAUGAUCCAUAUCUCUAUUCUGCUGAAGUUCCUUUAAGUGGUGAAAUUAGUCCUUCACUACUUGAAUUGCGAUAUAUAAAUUACUUGGACCUCAGUUAUAUUGAUUUUGGAGAAAUUCUGAUUCCCAAGUUCAUUGGCUCUUUGAGUCAAUUGAAAAAACUCAAACUUACAUAUGCUAAUUUCAGUGGACCUGUUCCUCCUCAACUUGGAAACCUCUCUAAUUUGCACACUCUUGAUCUUUCCUCCAAUGAUUUUGAAGGAAUGAUGAUUCCCAAAUUCAUUGGCUCUAUGAGUCAAUUGAAAGAGCUCAAACUUGCAUAUGCUAAUUUCAAUGGACCUAUUCCUCCCCAACUUGGAAAUCUCUCUAAUUUGCACACUCUUGAUCUUUCCUUCAAUGAUUUUGAAGGAAUGAUGAUUCCCAAAUUCAUUGGCUCUCUGAGUCAAUUGAAAGAACUCAAACUUGCAUAUGCUAAUUUCAAUGGACCUAUUCCUCCCCAACUUGGAAACCUCUCUAAUUUGCACACUCUUGAUCUUUCCUCCAAUGAUUUUGAAGGAAUGAUGAUUCCCAAAUUCAUUGGCUCUAUGAGUCAAUUGAAAGAGCUCAAACUUGCAUAUGCUAAUUUCAGUGGACCUGUUCCUCCCCAACUUGGAAACCUCUCUAAUUUGCACACUCUUGAUCUUUACCGUAACCAAGUUGUUAGUCCUGAAAAUCUUGAGUGGUUGUCUCAUCUUUCUUCCUUGAGAUACCUGAACAUGUCAAGUGUAGAUUUGUCAAAGGUUGUGAAUUGGCCACCAUCUUUAAGCAAGCUCACUUUACUGACAGAGCUUCAAUUAUCCCUGUGUAACCUUCCUAAUGUCAAUCUAAGAUCACUUUCCUUUAUUAAUUCUUCCACCUCUCUUCAACUCCUUGACCUCUCUUAUAACUCUCUUAAUUCUUCAAUAUUGUAUUGGAUAGCCAAUGUCAGCAGCAACUUUGUCCAUAUUGAUCUCUCUUUCAAUAAACUUGAAGGUGGGAUACCAAAAGGCUUUCAAAACUUAUGUAGCUUAGAGUCGUUGACCUUAUGGCACAACCAAUUGUCUGAAAACUUUGAGGACUCUGUUAAAACCUUGUCUUGUGCUCAGAACACACUUGAGACCUUGUUCUUGGCAGAAAACUUGUUUUGGGGGUCGUUGCCAGAUUUGUCACAUUUUUCAAAGUUACGAGUGUUAUAUCUUUUCUCUAAUCAACUAAAUGGGUCUGUAUCUGAGAGUGUCGGGCAACUCUCUAGCCUUAAAUGGCUAGAUCUCUCCGGCAAUUCUUUGACUGGUGUCAUAACAGAAUCCCACUUUCUAAACCUCUCUCGUUUACAGUAUUUGAGUCUUUCUGGUAAUCGUUUCUCUAUCAACCCGAGCUCUGAUUGGAGUCCACCAUUUCAACUUACUGGUUGGUUAGAUAUGUCCUCUUGCAAGGUGGGCCCAGCUUUUCCCAAGUGGAUUCUAACGCAGACAAAUCUUACUCAGCUUUAUGUCUCUAAUGCUGGACUAUCAGGAAAACUGCCGAAUCUGUCAUCGACAAGCUUGCGUUAUGUUAACUUGUCUUCUAAUCUAUUUUCUGGUGCAUUGCCAUCAUUUUCUCCUAUGCUACAACACCUGUAUCUCUCGAAUAAUAGGUUUUCAGGACCUUUGUCUUCCUUCUGUGCAACGCAGGCUUCACAUUUAAGUUAUCUUGACAUUUCUAAGAACCUAUUGUCUGGGGAGCUUCCUAAUUGUUGGAUGCAAUUUCAAAAUUUGAUUUCGUUGAAUUUGGGAAAGAAUAAAUUAUCUGGAAAAAUACCAAGCUCGUUAGGCAGUCUACAGGGAAUUGGGAUAUUGCGGUUACAUGAUAACAACUUUUCAGGAGAAUUGCCUUCUUUAGAGAACUCUACCCAAUUAUUGAUGGUUGAUCUUGGCAACAAUAACCUAUCGGGAAAGAUACCAAUAUGGAUUGGCCAAAGCCUACCAAACUUGGUGAUUCUACGCUUACGGUCAAAUGAGUUUAAUGGAAUCAUACCCUUCUCCCUGUGUAGUCUAGCUGCCAUUCAUGUUUUGGACCUCUCUCACAACAAUAUUUCAGGAAGCUUGCCGCAUUGCUUCGAUAACAUAACCGCUUUGGCUGAUGAUAGAUAUCACGGUUUUAUUGUGGAAAUUGUGUGGAAAGGAAUAGAAAGAGAGUUUCCCAAUCUUAUAGGUAUGAGAAGCAUUGACAUUUCAAGCAACUAUUUGAUUGGGGAAAUUCCGCCAAGUACAGCAAGUAUGACAGAGUUGAAAUCUCUGAACCUGUCUAGAAACAAAUUGACUGGAAAGCUUCCUGAAGACUUUGGUAACAUGAAGAUGUUGGAAUCUCUUGAUUUGUCAAGAAACCGGAUAUCUGGUAAAAUUCCUACAAGUUUUGCGAGCUUAAACUUUCUUAGUGUCUUGGACUUAUCACACAAUAACUUGUCAGGAAGAAUUCCAUCAGGCACCCAACUUCAAGGUUUUAAUGCUUCUCAAUAUAUGGGAAAUCGUGGACUUUGUGGACCACCGCUGACACAAAGUUGUCCAGGAGAAGGAACUGAAAUUGAUAACAAAGAACAUGAUAAUGAUGAUCUCAUAAGCCUGGGAUUUUUUAUCAGUGUUGUGCUGGGAUUCUUCACUGGAUUUUGGAUGGUCUGCGGCAGUUUACUGCUUAAGACUUCUUGGAGAUAUGCUUAUUUCAGAUUCCUGGACAAUGCAAAAGACUGGAUUUAUGUCAAAACCGCUGUGUACAAGGCAAAAGUGCAAAGGAGACUUCAAAGAUAAAUGGAGAUUCUGGCAUUCGAGGAAAUGAGCCUAAUGAUCCCGGAAGUGGAAAGAUUUAAGGCUUAAUGUUGAAGGUUUUCAGAUGUCGUUGCUUUCUCUUUCAACAAGAAAUAAUUAUUAUGCUUUUAUCUCUUGAGAAAUGUGUGUGAAUAAUGGAUUGUAUGUAGUAUGAGCUGGUAUCACUUUUAUUCC
Molecule: messenger RNA, 4038 nt
Organism: Rosa chinensis
Lineage: Eukaryota; Viridiplantae; Streptophyta; Magnoliopsida; Rosales; Rosaceae
Product: receptor-like protein EIX2
Exons: 2
Coding region: 637-3846 (1069 amino acids)
Cellular component (GO): plasma membrane
Molecular function (GO): protein binding
Source: RefSeq, a predicted model, not a curated record